This is a messenger RNA of Lagenorhynchus albirostris (white-beaked dolphin), 2175 nucleotides long. RefSeq names its product kinesin family member 12 (gene KIF12). The transcript is spliced from 18 exons. Gene Ontology annotation, biological process: microtubule-based movement. Gene Ontology annotation, molecular function: microtubule motor activity; microtubule binding; ATP binding. Lineage: Eukaryota; Metazoa; Chordata; Mammalia; Artiodactyla; Delphinidae. Bases 16 to 2085 code for a protein of 689 amino acids. The record is from RefSeq and is a predicted model, not a curated record.
UGUGCAAAGCAGAACAUGGAGGAACGCGGGUCCCCCGACGGGGACCCCGCGCGGAACCUGGAGCAGGGACCAGAGGGGCCAGAAACGCCCAUCCAGGUGGUGCUCAGGGUGCGUCCCAUGAGCGCGGCAGAGCUGCGUCGAGGGGAGCAGAGCGUGCUGCACUGCUCAGGGACCCGGACUCUGCAGGUGAGGACCUCCCACGCACUCCCCCAAAAACACCUACCGGGAAGAUGCCAGGUCCCUCCAGGCCAAUUUCCCCCAGGCCCCGCACUCCCCCAGGUGAGCCCCGCCCUCCCCAGAGUGCCCCGCCCCCUUCUCCACGGCCCCCUCUCCCAGGUGAGCCCCCCAGGCGGGGGCCCCGACGUGGCGUUCCGCUUCGGCGCAGUGCUGGACGGGGCGCGCACGCAAGAUGACGUGUUCCGGGCCUGCGGCGUGCGGCGCCUGGGCGACCUGGCGCUGCGUGGCUUCUCCUGCACCGUCUUCGCCUUCGGCCAGACCGGCUCUGGGAAGACCUACACCCUGACCGGACCUCCUCCCCAGGGGGAGGGCGUGCCCGUACCCCCCAGCCUGGCCGGCAUCACGCAGAGGACCUUCGCCUGGCUGUUGGACCGCGUGCAGCACCUCGGUGCCCCUGUCACUCUCCAUGCCUCCUAUCUGGAGAUCUACAAUGAGCAGGUCCGAGACUUGCUGAGCCUAGGGGCUCCCCGGCCCCUCCCUGUUCGCUGGAACAAGACGCGGGGCUUCUACGUGGAGCAUCUGCGGGUGGUGGAGUUUGGGAGUCUGGGGGCCCUGAUGGAACUUCUGCAAAUGGGUCUUAGCCGUAGAAGGAGCUCAGCUCACACCAUGAACCAGGCCUCCAGCCGAAGCCAUGCCCUGCUCACACUAUACAUCAGCCACCAAACUCAGAUGCCUCCUGUGGAUCCCGGGGAGCCCCCUGCCGGGGGGAAGCUGUGCUUUGUAGACCUGGCUGGCAGUGAGAAGGUGGCGGCCACAGGAUCCCGUAGGGAGCUGAUGACUGAGGCCAACAGCAUCAACCGCAGCCUGCUGGCCCUGGGUCACUGCAUCUCCCUGCUGCUGGACCCACAGCGGAAGCAGAACCACAUCCCCUUCCGGGACAGCAAGCUCACCAAGCUGCUGGCGGACUCGCUGGGGGGGCAUGGGGUGACCCUCAUGGUGGCCUGCGUGUCCCCCUCAGCCCAGUGCCUUCCCGAAACCCUCAGCACCCUGCGAUAUGCAAGCCGAGCUCAGCGGAUCACCACUCGGCCCCAGGCCCCCAAGUCCCCUGUGGCAAAGCCACCCCAGCAUUUGGAGACUGAGCUAUUGCAGCUCCAGGAGGAGAACCAUCGCCUGCGGUCCCAACUGGGCCAAAUGGACCCCAAAGCCUCUGGACUCACUGCGGCCCGGGUGUCCUGGGCUCAGCGGAACCUCUACGGGAUGCUGCAGGAGUUCAUGCUGGAGAACGAGAGGCUCAGGAAAGAGAAGAGGCAGCUGCAGAGCAGCCGGGACCUGGCCCAAGAUGAGCAGCGCAUCCUAGCUCAGCAGGUCCACGAGCUGGAGAGGCGCCUCCUCUCUGCCUGCUACCUUCACCAGCCGGGCCCUGGCCCAGCCCCACCGUGUCCCUGUGUGAUGGUGCCACCUCCCCCCUGCCACGCCCUGCCGCCUCUCUGCCCCUGCCCCUGCUGCCACCUCUGCCCCCUGUGCCAAGCGCCACUGGCCCUCUGGGCCUGCCCACGGAGGGAGCUCCACCUGCCCCAGGUGUUUGGCUCUAAGGCCCCAGCUGACAUGCCCCUGUCUGCCCGGCCCCCACCCUGGGUGCCCCCAUGUAGCCCUGGCUCUGCCAAGUGCUCAAGAGAGAGGAGUCACAGCGACUGGAUUCAGACCCAGGUCCUGGCAGAAAUGCUGACCAAGGAGGAAGUGGUACCCUCUGCACCUCCCCUGCCCAUGGGGCCCCUGAACACAUCGCCAGUGCUUAGAGGUGGGGCUGCAGUUCCAAACCUGGCCCGGAGACUGGAGGCCCUCAAAGACCAAAUCGGCAGCUCCCUUGGACGUGGCCGGAGCCAGCCACCCCCCAGUGAAGGCACUUGAAGCCCCAGGCCGGAGCCAGUCACCCCCAGCGAAGGCAGUGGAAGCCCCAGCCGGGUCCUCCCUUCCUGCUGAGGGCAAAGUGCGAACCCA